This is a messenger RNA of Punica granatum (pomegranate), 1265 nucleotides long. NCBI's taxonomy places the organism in Eukaryota, Viridiplantae, Streptophyta, Magnoliopsida, Myrtales, Lythraceae. The record is from RefSeq and is a predicted model, not a curated record.
ACGGAGGCUGAGCAGGUGAGGCACAGAGCUACUGAGGAGGAAGAAGAAGAUGCUGAACCUCAAUUGCGGAGCUAUGGCUGUUGCUCACAGGCCGUUGCUGAGGCCUCUGUGCUUUGCUUCGACCAGCACUAACACGGAGCAGCUGAGGACGGAGCUCGAUCAUCUCCACGCGGAGGCACAGAGCACCAGAUCGAAAGCGAACAGUGCAAGACUGCGGCUCUUACGGCUAUCUGAGGCAGCAGAGAAUCUCUGUCGACAGGCAGCUCUAAGCGUUCGGAAGGGAAAGGAGAAUGAUGCGAGGGAGUUGCUUUUCCAGAAGAAAAAGAUAAUGAAGGCCCUGGAGAAGUCUAAGUGUCGAAUCGAAUUGCUUGAUGAGCUCUACGUGAAACUAAAUGAGGCAAUAUCUAUUAAAGAAACUCAGUUAAUUGGAAAUAUUGCUGUAGAUCUUGAAAUCGUCAGGGAGAGUGAUUCGGCUGCAGUUCAUGUAGUGUCUCCAAAGGAAGAAGUCUCGGAAGUUCCACUGGGGACUGAUACUGAGGGCGAGUAUGGAGGUGAUUCUGCUUUGAAGGAGAGUCGAGCAGACCUAAACAUAGAAGAGGAGACAGAAGAUUCAGAAGUAUCUUUAGGUGUCAAUGGCAACAGUAAAGAUGAUCUCUCCAACAGCUUGAGUGAAUUUUCCUCUUAUGAGGAUUUCUUGGAAUGGCUUGAUGGUCAACUGAAGAAGAUUGAAGGAGAACUGAUUACCAUUUUAAAAGUCUCAGCCUUGGCAAUGGACAACUCAGAGAGCUCGGAAAAAAUAAAGAUCCAACAGAUAUUGGAAUUUUUUGAGAGUAUCAGGGGCACUCGAAAGAGAAUCUCAAGUAUCAUGCAGCAAAAGGUGGAGACAGGAUAGUUUACAAUAGAUAGCAUCUACAGAUGUCAUAUAAGCUUUCUAGGGCUUGGGCCAUGAAGGGUUUUUGCCACUAUUUGAAAUUGUGAGGUUUCACUGCCGAAGCAUGGUGCUGCUACAGACGGUUGCAAGCAGAAGGUCCUGAACUGCCUUAUCUUAGUGCUUCAUGGAACUCUCAGAACCGCAGCUAUUUGCGGACAACGAAGCAAGCUUUUGAUAGCUUUCCACAAAAUUUUCCUGCUAUGAGACUUUGUGUAGAAGUACAAGCGACAACCUCUCUUUAUCUUUGCAUAUCUACGAUACACAUCCUCUGCAACAACAUGUAAAACUACCUGCUUCCGUGAACAAUCAAAUGAGGAAUGAUUUUUUUUUCUUU